AUGCCUCAAAGAAAAGACAGGGACCCCAAUGCAUUUCCGACCCGACAGCUGCUCGUUCUUGCAAUAUGUCGAUUCUCAGAGCCCAUCGCCUUCAACUCCAUUCUGGCGUACACGUUCGACAUGGUAAGGGACUUGGGCGUUGAAGACAAGGAAGCACCUUUUUACGCUGGUCUUUUGGUUUCUGCCUAUGCCGUCGCGGAAGCUCUCACCUCCAUGGGCUGGGGCGCGUUGUCCGACCGUGUCGGGCGGAAGCCCGUGGUGCUUUUCGGGCUUGUGGGUGUGGCCACCUCCAGUUUAAUUUUCGGUCUCGCAAAAUCCUACUGGGUCGCACUCUUGGCACGAUUCAUCGGAGGAUCAUUGAACGGUGAGCAACGUGAGCGUUAUGCAAACUGUUUGGCUCCCCCUCCCAUUGAAUCCUGGCAUUCCCUAACUGUUAGGCAGAUGGUGGCUGAGAUGGUGAAAAAUCCCGAUCACGAACCCAGGGCGUAUGCCGUGCAGCCGUUCGUCUGGACUCUUGGCGGCAUCAUUGGCUCUGCCAUGGGUGGUUUCCUCGCCCAACCAGCCAAGUUUUACAAAAUCUUUCCUGAGGAUGGACUGUUUGGACAGUAUCCCUAUUUGCUGCCGAAUCUCGUCUCCGUCAUUGUCAUUAUAGCCGCCGUCAUCCAGGGAAUCUUCUUCUUGGAGGAGACUUUGCCGUCGAAGCAUGACUCGGAGGAGGACUACACCGAAGCCGUGGCCGAUGACGACUUUAUCGACGAGAGAACCCCGCUCCGAAGAGCUCCGCGACGAAGCCUCAACCACCGCCGGUCGAUUUCCACCAGCCACUCGAGGCCGCGUUUUGUGGAGUCCAGUCUGCCUCUCCCGAUUGAGCAUGACUUUGAUCUCAGACGCUCAUCUUUUGGAACGGUGCACUCGAUCAAGGUUGUUUCCGACGAGCUGAGGAGCGAUUUGCUGCGCCAGAAUGGCCACCAGAACGGCCGCUCUCAGCAACCGCCCAACAACAAGCCCAAAGCCAAGACUUUCAACUUCACCGUCAUCAUGCUCACCAUUACACUGGUCAUUUUCUCGUAUCACCAAAUGGCGGCUGGCUCGCUUCUCCCCACAUAUAUCCUCGAUGAGCCCGCGGCGCCUCAUGGACAACUUGAUCUGAGGGGCGGCCUUGGUUAUGACGUUCAUGAUGUUGGAACAUACUUGGCAGUGAACGGUUUUCUGGGACUCCUCAUUCAGGGUGUCAUUUUCCCGAUUUUUGUCGAGAGGGUCGGCGUUUGGGGCUCUUUCAUCUGGAUGGUCGCGCUCUACCCGACGGCGUACAUCCUGAUGCCGUUCUUGUCGGCCUUCCCCGACGUCCUCACACAGGCCGGCAUCUACUUUUCUCUGGUGAUGCAGAGUUUCUACGGUAUCAUUGUCGGCCCGGUCACGCUGAUCCUGCUCAAGGAUGCGACGCCCUCGCCUCAGGCGCUCGGCAAGGUCAACGGCUUGGCCAUGUCCGGCGCUUGUCUUGCCCGAACAGUUUCUCCGCCUCUUGUCGGUGUUAUUUACAGUUUCGCAGGCUCUGCAGCGGCCUGGUGGAGCUGCUCUGGUAUUGCUUUGAUUGGAGUCUUGCAGGUUCUCUGGGUUCCGAGGAAGCAUAUUCAUAUCGACCAUGUGGAGGUCGACAACGGGCUGGCCCGGCAGCUCACGAACAACUCGCAGAGAGGAGAUGAAAACCGCGGCCGGGUUUGA
This is a messenger RNA of Colletotrichum gloeosporioides, 1722 nucleotides long. Its product is annotated as Protein ZINC INDUCED FACILITATOR 1. Gene Ontology annotation, molecular function: transmembrane transporter activity. Bases 1 to 1722 code for a protein of 573 amino acids. The record is from RefSeq and is a predicted model, not a curated record. NCBI's taxonomy places the organism in Eukaryota, Fungi, Ascomycota, Sordariomycetes, Glomerellales, Glomerellaceae. The transcript is spliced from 4 exons. Gene Ontology annotation, biological process: transmembrane transport.